Chrysochloris asiatica (Cape golden mole) is the source of this 954-nucleotide messenger RNA. Its product is annotated as olfactory receptor 6P1-like. The transcript has a single exon. Gene Ontology annotation, cellular component: membrane. The record is from RefSeq and is a predicted model, not a curated record. Lineage: Eukaryota; Metazoa; Chordata; Mammalia; Afrosoricida; Chrysochloridae. Gene Ontology annotation, molecular function: G protein-coupled receptor activity; olfactory receptor activity. Bases 1 to 954 code for a protein of 317 amino acids. Gene Ontology annotation, biological process: G protein-coupled receptor signaling pathway.
AUGAGAAAUUUAAGUGGAGGCCACAUACAGGAGUUUGUCUUGGUGGGCUUCCCUACAUCACCAUCCCUCCAGCUGCUCCUGUUUAGCCUGUUCCUUGCAAUUUAUCUGUUGACAUUGCUUGAAAAUGCACUCAUCAUAUCCACAGUCUGGCUCACUCCCAGCCUACACCGCCCUAUGUACUUUUUCCUUGGCCAUCUCUCAUUCCUGGAGCUAUGGUACAUCAAUGUCACUGUUCCCCGGCUCCUGGGAGCCUUUCUUACACAGGAUCGUAGAGUCUCUUUUGCAGGUUGCAUGACCCAACUCUACUUCUUCAUUGCCUUGGCCUGCACAGAAUGUGUCCUGUUGGCAGUCAUGGCCUAUGACCGCUACCUGGCCAUCUGUGAACCCCUCCGUUAUCCCAGUCUCAUGCCUGCCAGUCUGGCCACUCGUCUUGCUGCUGCUUCAUGGGGUAGUGGCUUCUUCAGCUCCAUGAUGAAGCUUCUCUUCAUUUCCCGACUCUCCUACUGUGGACCCAACAUUAUCAACCACUUUUUCUGUGAUAUUUCCCCACUCCUCAACCUCACCUGCUCUGACAAGGAGCAAGCAGAGAUAGUAGACUUCCUUCUUGCCCUAGUGAUGAUUCUACUGCCUCUAUUGGCUGUAGUUUCAUCAUACGCUGCCAUCAUUGCAGCCAUCUUGAGGAUUCCUACUGCCCAGGGGCGCCAGAAAGCCUUCUCCACCUGUGCCUCUCAUCUGGCAGUGGUUGUCAUCUACUACUCCUCCACUCUUUUUACCUAUGCACGGCCCCGGGCCAUGUACACCUUCAACCACAACAAGAUCAUCUCUGUGCUCUAUACUGUCAUUGUACCCUUUUUAAACCCAUCCAUCUACUGUCUGAGGAACAAAGAGAUGAAGGAUGCCCUCAAGAAGACAGUGCUGGGCAGAUGUCACUAUUCUAGGGAUCUCCUGGACUGA